AGAGGCUCUGAAAAACCCUUCCAAUAGCCAGCCCCUUACUUCUACUUCAGUCGCUGGUGUUGAUGACUUCAUAGGGUUCGAGGCGGGGGUUUAACAUCCCAUUCCCAAUUUUCUAACACCGCGGCUCUCUCUCUCGAGGCUGGUCACUUUUUCAGCGUGAAUGAGUAAUCAUUCUUUUUGGGGUUUCUGAAUCUUCUCUACCAUGUUUAGAUCACCUACAAUGUCUUUUCUGGUUCGCCGGUUAACUCAGCUUGGAGAGGUACGGGUCCGAUAUUUUAACAGCUCCAAUUACAGCAACAUGUCGUUUCCAUCUCAGAAAUCUCACCUACGCCCUACAACAACUACCGAGACAUCAUUUCAGGAUGAAUGCAACGGCCAACCUAUGCGUCCGGAGAAGAAUGCUGGGGGCGUAGAGCGUCGAAUUGGGGAGAAUGUUUCAAGGAAGGAUAAAGUCAAUUUUCUUGUAAAUACACUUCUUGAUAUCAAGGAUAGUAAGGAAGCUGUUUAUGGUGCGUUAGAUGCAUGGGUUGCAUGGGAGCAAAACUUUCCUAUUGUAUCAAUCAAGAGGGCAUUGCUUGCUCUUGAAAAGGAACAGCAGUGGCAUAGAGUUGUUCAGGUAAUUAAAUGGAUGCUAAGCAAGGGUCAGGGAACUACAAUGGGAACAUACGGGCAACUCAUACGGGCUUUAGAUAUGGACCACAGAGCAGAAGAAGCGCACAAGGUUUGGGAGCGGAAAAUUGGGAUGGAUCUACAUUCAGUUCCUUGGCAGUUAUGCAGACAAAUGAUAUCUAUAUACUAUCGAAACAACAUGCUGAAGAGUCUUGUAAAGCUCUUCAAGGACUUGGAAGCUUUUGAUCGGAAACCUCCGGAGAAGUCAAUAGUGCAGAGAGUGGCGGACGCAUAUGAGAUGUUGGGCUUACUUGAAGAAAAAGAGAGGGUGCUGGAGAAGUACAAUGACCUUUUCACUGGAAAUGAAUCCCCCGUGAAACAUAAGAAAGCUCCAUCUAAGAGAAAGAAGAAAUGAGGCUAAUGCCUCAUACGUCAUGUUUAAUGAUAAUUUAUCAGUUCAUUUCUUAUGACAAUGAAACUCUACUGUAAAUUUUUUGAGGACUGACAAAAUGAAAACGUACUUUACAAAUAGACAAAAUGAACUGUUUAUUCA
This is a messenger RNA of Carya illinoinensis, 1162 nucleotides long. RefSeq names its product pentatricopeptide repeat-containing protein At4g18975, chloroplastic. Gene Ontology annotation, molecular function: protein binding. The coding region runs from base 203 to 1024 and encodes 273 amino acids. The transcript is spliced from 6 exons. The record is from RefSeq and is a predicted model, not a curated record. NCBI's taxonomy places the organism in Eukaryota, Viridiplantae, Streptophyta, Magnoliopsida, Fagales, Juglandaceae.